Lentinula edodes (shiitake mushroom) is the source of this 651-nucleotide messenger RNA. RefSeq lists its product as uncharacterized. The transcript is spliced from 8 exons. Lineage: Eukaryota; Fungi; Basidiomycota; Agaricomycetes; Agaricales; Omphalotaceae. The coding region runs from base 1 to 651 and encodes 216 amino acids. The record is from RefSeq and is a predicted model, not a curated record.
AUGUCCAAAAUAAAGGCAAUAGCCCCCGAGUCUCUGUCGUCGCAGGAAAUGAUUACAUGUGAGCUGGAAUUAUCUCAUAAACGCAAGACCAGAACAAAAAAGCCCAACGUCCAGGACCUCAUUGGUGAGAAGCUGGCAAAGAGCAAAACGCUGCAUGAGCAGCGAGUGAUUGUGCAAGCAAAGCUUGACUUGCUUCAUAAAUUCAAACAAUCUCACCGGCAAUAUGCUGGCCCUUCAAAUGCAACAGUAAACCCUCAGGAAGAAAGAGGACAAAACGCUUCAAAUAGUGAUGAAUCGGACCUCACCGACAUUGACGAAGAAGAUCAAACUGUUACCACUGGCAAGCAUAAUAUCAAAGACUCUUCAAAGCAUGCCAUUAGGAAUGGUAGAAGAGGUAUAGAGAAACAGGGGCAACUAUCAGAGGCACCGACCAAGGCACAUAUUGACAUUGAGAGAGCUGAGUAUGCUUUUAUCACCGAAACCGACCAGAAAGCUGCGUUGAUUGGUUCAUCUACUGAGCCGAGGAUCGGCGAUCCAAAGGAAAUUCAAGCCACUGAAAUGAAAGCUGCAUACGUCGAUAAAGGAUCCUCUCAAACUCAGGACACACAAAAUCUUGUCGAUAGCGAGAAGCCUGUGGGCAUGGGUGAGUAA